AACUCUACGCCGCGUUUGCUGCUUCGCAGUGUCCACGAAAAUUGUAGCAGCGAAGGAAAGCGCAAAAGAGGAAAAUAGAAAAUAUUUGCGCCGCCUUUGGCCUACUGCAAAUCGAAUCAACGGGAUUGAAAAAUCCUGCCCGAAUCGAGUAACCAAAGAGCUUCAUAUCGGAGGCCCUCGAGGGAUUUAUUUUAGUUAUUUAAACAUCUCCUGCAGCGAAGCAACGUUUCUAAUAAGCAAGCAUAUAUAAAUGGUUUCUACUUUCAUCGGCCUAUUGGACAUUCAAUCAUGGUGGGAGAUACCGUGUAUUUCGCAUUUCUGUUCAUUGUUUAGUUCCGCCUUCGAAUUACCCGAUAUAGACAUCGAGGACCUCGAAUCGGCGCUGCUCUCCGAUGGUACCAGCGAUGAGGAUCAGGUCGCCCUAGUGCCCGAACUGAUUGUGCGCCUCCUCAAGGGCUGCGAUGCGCUCCAAUCGGUAGCCAAGGAGAUCACACACAGCAACUAUCAAAUGUUCUUGCGCCGCCUGUUGCGCCAACAGUGUCGUCUGCAUCAAACAGAGAAUCCCUUCGACACGGACAUUGACUUUCAAUCGCUGCCACCGCGCAAGCGCCUCCACAUUCUGCACGAUCUGUGCCACUUUCGCCUGGAAUCGGCCGAUGUGCAGGUCAUACUCAGCAAUCUAGAGGCGGACAGCCUGCGCGUAGAGCCACUCGGCCACGACGCCAAAAAUUCCGGAUAUUGGUAUUUCUACGGCACCCGUCUAUACCGCGAGGACAAGGCCGUUGGUGGGGCCGCUGCAGCAGCCGCAGCAUCUGCUGGCGGUGCAGGCAACAACUGCAAUACCGUGUGGCAGGUCAUCUGCUUCACCGAGGAGGACUGGCAGAACUUGGCGGCCAAAUUCAAGACCUCUAAGAAUGCCAAAGAGCGUGAUCUCUUCCAAAUACUCAACAAGAACUUUCUGCCCAAGCUGCCGCAGCUAUUCCGCGAGCGUGAACGUCUAAGGAGGAGAAAACUCCUGCAAGUGCGAAACUCAAGUCGCAUUCGCAGCAUCGCUGAACUGAAGGCGCGCCAGGAGGAGGAGCGUCAGGAGCGGGAGCGCGAGAACGAGAGGGAACGCCAGCGAAACGAGCGCGAGCAGCUCUACAGAGAGCGCCAGAACGCACACUGGGUGGCGCCGCCGUCCCAGAACCAGAACCAGCGCACACGCAGACGAUCUCAAUCAACAUCAACGGCCAGCGGUAUUUCCACAUACGCAAGCUCCUUCCGACGUACCACAACCACUAAUUCGAGCGAAUUUCUGUGUCACAGGGAAACCUUUUGCCUAUCGCCAGAAAGUGAAGAAGACACCGACACCGAGGAGGACGAAGACGACAGCAAGACCAACGACGCGGAACAGUCUUCGUCACCGACAGAGCAACAAGACCAAGAGAACCAAUUAAUAGCUGCAUCAGCAGCAACACGAGUAGCACCAGACACAGAUUUUCGUACGCCUCAAACACCGCCGCCAUCAGAAUCGCAAACGCCAGCGGAAUCAAAGAGCAAGAGCCAUCAUCAUCACCACCAUCACCAUCAUCAUCACCACAAAAAGAAAAAGUCGGGGAAGAAGCAGAAGAAACGCUCGCGAGAGCACCGUCACCAUCGGAGGCGUCACAAGCAUGCCUCAGAGGGAGAGGCAGACCAAGAAGACGACAACAACAACCAGCAGCUGCAGCUGCAGCAGCAGCAACAGCAGAGCGAGAACAGCAGCAGCAGCAAUAGUGUGUCGCAUAAGCGACGUCGUCGUCAGCAGCAACACCAGCAACAGCAGCAACAACAGCAGCUGGAACAGCGUACAGACGCUUCAGAAGAGCGACCGCAUGCCCCAUCUCUGAGUCCCGAGGACAAGGAGAACUUUUGUCGGCAGCUCCAGCUUUUGGAUUCGAAUUCGGCGGCCAUUGCAGUGGCCACAAACAUUGCAGACCUGAGCAUACCCUCGCCAGUGGCACAUGAGAGCGACGCGGAGCAGCAGGAGGCGCAACAGCAGCAGCAGCAGCAAUCAGCAGACUCUCCAGCUCGACCACGACAGUCGACGGCCGCCGCAAAGCGCGCGCAACGGCAAAUGGCGCCGGCGGCGAAUGUAAAGCUGCCAGGCCGGCAAACCAACAAUUCGCUCAGUUCGCUGACGGGCAACAUUUUCAUACCAGGCAGCGGUGGCACACAACAGCAGCAGCAGCAAUCGCAACCGCCCCAACAUCAGCAAUCGCAGCAGCCACAACAUCAGCAAUCGCAGAGCAGCAGCAGCAACAGCAACAGCAACAGCAGUGGGUCCGGGGCCUCGGGAUCUGCCAGCACUGUGCGCUCGAAGAAGCAAAAGGCCGUGCUGAAUAGCUCGACGGACAAAGAGGCGACGACGGGCAACAAGAGCAAGAAGUCAAUACCAUCAUCGGCCUCAUCAUCGUCCAGCAAGGCGGAGCGGCACAGCGGUGCCUUCUCAGACAAGAGUGGCGAUGACCAUGUAAAUAGUAGCAAACGUAGCACCACCACCAAAACCACCAUCACAGCCACCACCAACAACAACAGCAACAGCAACAACAAUAAUAAUAAUAGCAGCAGCCCUAACAACAACAACAAUCAUAAGCAACAGCACCACCACAAUCAUAAUGGAAAGAAUAACCACUCAAUGGCGGCUGGAGAAGGAGUAGGCCUAGGAGUAGGAGUAGGAGUAGGCAUAGGAGGAGCAUCGUAUGGAUCCCAUAAUAACCACCACCAGAAUAACAACCACACAAACACAACCUCCUCUGUUAUAUCCCACUACCAGUAUCCGUACCAUCAUAAUACAACCACUAAUCAUAGUAAUAAACAUAAAUCCAAGACGCACCAUCACAACCACAACCACCACAACCACUCCCUAACAACACAUCCUCCAUUCUCAAUCACAAACCACACCACCACAACAAAAUCAAACACCAAUUCAACAACGUACAACUCCUCCAAUCAUGCGAAUAUUCUUAGCUUCACCGAAACGGAGGAAGUGCUACAAAUUGGAAUGCAUAAGGUGCUUGUCUAUGUCAAGAAUCACCGGGAUGCGUGGCCAUUUAUGGAUCCCGUGGAGGAGGACAUAGCCCCGCGAUACUACUCGAUUAUUAGGAGACCUAUGGAUCUCUUGAAAAUGGAGGAUAAACUGGACAGCGGAGAGUAUCACAAAUUUGGUGAAUUUCGUAAUGAUUUUCGCCUGAUUGUCAACAAUUGUCGGCUGUACAAUGGGCACAAUAAUGAAUACACGGAAAUGGUGAACAAUCUGCAGGAUGCCUUUGAGAAGGCCACCAAAAAGUACUUUGAUAAUCUCUCGGACGAUGAGGACGAUGAUCCAAAUUUGAGCUAUCCAGCUGCCGAUUCCAAAAUGAAUGUCUUCCGCGAAAAGUACUUUAACAAGAAGGCCAAGGAUGAGGAGGGCAGGGAUGCGGCUGGGAGUGCUUCACGUGUGGAUACCAGCGCCGAGGAGGAGGAGCCGCCGAGUGUGAUCGAAGAACCAUUGGCGGAGGCAUCAGCGACGGCAGCGGCCACUGCACAGAGGCCCCAAAAGCGCAAGCGCAAGGAGAAGGAUAAGCGGCGCAAAAAGAAGACCAAAACCAAGGCGGAUCGCAGCGGAGGAGCACAUCCGGACGAGAUGGACACGGACGAAGAGGAGUUUGAGCCCGAAAGAGAACCAACGCCGCCACUAUCGCCGCACCCACCAGCACCACCUCCAGCCACCACCAAAAAGAGCAAAGCUGGCAAAAUAAUCAAAGAAAAGGAGAAGGAGAUGAACAAAGAAAAGGAAAAAGAAAAGGAGAAAGAGAAAGAAAAGGAAAAAGAGAAGGAGAAAGAUACUCCGGCUGCCGUCAAACGCGGUCGAAAGGGCAAAAGCGAAAAGGCCACAGCGAAGGCGAGCUGCGGCAAAACACAGCAAAAGACCAAAAAGGGAGGUAAGAAGUCUGCACCCGAAACGGAGUCGGACCUAAGCGAUUCUCGCGAGGACGAAAACUUCAGCGAUGACGGGCAGUUGGCUUUGGCCAAGGCCAAGUCCCUGAUUAAGCCCUCCGCCCGCACGAUAGCGGCCCAAAAGAAGAAGUCCGUGCCGGCCGAAUCGAAGGUGAAGACACCGACGCCUGUGAAGCGUCAGGUGAAGGGUAAGAAGGGCGGCAGAAAGGCGGCCAAGGCGGAAGAGGAGACGACGGAGGUGGAGGACAGCGAUCAUUCGGAUGUAGAUGCUAAGAAGCAACUCCUGCCACCCACUGCAGCCGCAGCUCUCGCAGAGUCCGCCGCAGAGUUGGAGGAGGAUGAAGAUGAUGACGACGACGACGAUGACGCCGAUGAGGAUGAGGAUGGAUCACAAUCGCGUAGUAUGUCACCCUUCAAGGUUGAUCUUCACAAGAAAUACUCGAAAAGUGCACUUAACGAUGAUCUCUCCGAGCUGCUGACGACGGUGAAAAAGGUACCCACCGCAGAGACAACAAAACUCAGUGCGAAGCACGAGGACGAGAACGAGGAGGAGGAGGACCAGGAGCAGGACCAGGACCAGGGCCAGGACCAGGGGAAAGCCCGACGCGGAUCCCUAAGCAGCAGUCGUUCCAGCUCCACAGAACGUCGUCCCUCGCCAGUGGCUACUAAGAGAGGGAAGAAGGCAGCGGGAGAGAGCUCCUCUCCAAGCAAAAAGGAGAAGGAAAAGGAGAAAAAGAUCAAGGACAAGGAGAAGGACAAGGAGAAGGACAAGGAGAAGGAUAAAGAUAAAGAUAAAGGACGAAGUGGGAAACACAAGAAGGCAAGCAAAGAAGAGUCGGCUGCUGCUGCUGCCGCCGCUGCAGAUCAGGCGGAACUGGAGAUGCUCCUCCCUUUUAUGGACAAGUACGAUGUGAUCAAGUACCGUCGCAGUCGCGCGGCUCAAAGUGGCUCCUCCGCCUCCAAUUCGAUUGCUCCCUCCGAGGACUCCAAAUCGGCCAGCACCAAGGGGAGUCGCGAGAGCAAGAAGUCCGCCUCCAAGCGAGACAAGUCACCAGAGCCGCCAGUGGAGCACAAGCGUGGAAGAAAAAGCAAAGAACAGAAGCGUUCGAAGGACGCCGAAAAGCUGGAGAAAACCGAGAAAACAGAGAAACCCUCGUCGAAGCCUGCCAAGGUCGAGGCGGAGAAGCAUCCGGAAAAGUCAAAGAAAGCGGAGAUACCAAAAACCACAGUGGAGAAACCCCCCAAAGAGAUGUCCCCAGCUCCUGCAAAAGCCUCCACAGCUGCUGUGAAGUCUUCAAGCUCCAAAGCGUCGUCUUCAAAGGCGCCGCCUCCAAAGGCUGCAGCUUCAAAAGCAUCCCCUCCCAAAGCAACAGCCACGACGACCAAACCUGAGGCAACAAAGGAACCUCUUGUCUCCAGCACUGCUUCCGCUUCCGUUUCUGCUGUUGCUUCUGCUUCUGCCACUGGUGCUGCUCCAAGUUCCAAAGUGAAGGAAACGACAGCCAAAGCAGCGGCCAAGAAGCGUGCGGCCAAGGAAAUGCCGCCACCGCCAAAGCCUGCAGAGAAAUCAGGAGAGAAAGGAGCCAAUAAGAAGGGUGCCAACAAGAAGGGGGCCCAGAAGGGUGCCGGACCGACGACAAACAGCACCACGAACCUCGAAGCCCUCGAUGUGGAGACAGAACAGACCCUCAAGGACAUCAAUCGAUGGCUGGAGCACACGCCGCGCUUCACCGAGUUCAGUUCUGCCAGCAAUUCCCCCAACUCGCGAUACAAUCUCCUCGACGACUUUGACUCCGCUCUGGGUGGCAGCAAACUGGAGGCAGCGGACUUUCGGCGGCCGGUGGCCCUAGCUGCUCCGAAAGUGGAACUGGUGCCCACCAAAUUGUCGGAGGCGUUGAACGAACUGGUGGCCGAUGGUCCGCCCAAGGAGGGACCCAAAUCCGAGUCCGAAACGGCAGCCCCCACGGCCAGCAGCGUGAGCAGCAGCUGUGGGACACCCCCGCAUUCGAUGCACUCGAGCAACUCCAUUGGCAGCACCUCAGCGACGGCUGCCUCCAGUUCCAAUUGCUCGAACACCUCCAUGCCCACGCCCAUGCCGGUGGCAGUGACGCCCACACCGACGACGGCCACUCCACCACCAGUACUGCCCAUUCCGAAGCCCAAGGAGCCUUCGACCACGCAACUGCUGUUGAACCCUCCACCGCCGCCACACGUGAAGCAGCAGCUGGCCAAGGAGGCCAAGAGGAAGAGCCUGAAGGAGAAGCAGGCGGCUUCGGCACAGGCGCAGCAGGUUAAGGCCAAGGCGAAUGUGAUGCGGACGAUUGAGCGCCUGCAGCCGGGCAAGGCGAAGGGUAAUCUCAUCCAGAAUGUGGCUGCAGGGAAGACAGAGGAGAGCGCAGACACUACACUCAACCAGGUGGCCACCAAAAACAAGGAACUGAAGAAUGCCCUCAUCACAGAGACCACCGAUGGGGCACCGAAGCUGAGUCUGGGCACUGUAAUCAAAACUCAAGAUUUUGCGCUGGGCAAGACGUUCGAUGAGCUGGCGGGGGCGGGGACGGGGGCGGGAACGGGGACGGGGACUGUCAAGAAGCCAACGGAUGAGGAUGACAGCAGCCCCACCGAGGAGAGCAAAUCGAAUGAGUCGUCGGUGAGCCCAAAGACCACCAGCCAGGAUCUGGCGCCCAAGCCCUUUGAGGCUCGCCUAGAGCUGAGCAAGCAUGGGAAGGGAUCCUCAGAGGCGGCAGAGGCGGCUGGGCAGAAGGAGAAGCCGAAUCUGGAUGCCUGGCUGAAGGCCUUCGGCGGUCCAAAGGUCAGCAAAAAGUCCGACGAAGAGGAGAAGCAGCAGACGCUAGGAUUGGUUGGAGAUCUGCCUGGGGAAUCCAGCAAAGUGGCGCCACCAGAACACUCGCCCGCGGGGGAUAACUUCUCGCUGCCCACGGUGAUGCGUCAGCGGAAGCCCAGUACCGGGAGCACCAACUCCGAGAGGAGUUCCUUUAGCCAGGAUCCCGACUCCCCGCGGAUAGCCAUCGAUGAGCGCUACGGAGCGUAUGCUGCGGGAUCCUACACCUCGCCGAUCGGCGCCUCCCCGAUCGGGGCCUCGCCGAUUAUGGUGUCGCCAAAGCCCAACGAUGACAUGGGAAAGCCCGCGUCGCCUUAUCCCCUGAAUGGAGCGAUCAAGGUGGGCUUCUACCAGGACACCACCACCAAGAGCAGUCCCGACAAGAGCUGCAGUCCGCGGGAGAUGAACUCCCCAUAUCCGCAGUACUCGCAGCACAUCUACUCGUCCGCCUCGUCACCGAAUGUGUCGACUCCGGAUCUGAGCGGGACAUCGCCGUAUGGCGGGGGGAAUAGCUAUAAUCCCUCUGGAUCGGAGGCCUCCAAGACCCCGGCGUACUCGUCCACCUCUCCGCUGCCGAUCUAUGACCAGUACAAGCAGCCGCGCUCCCAGGAAUCGGACUACAAUUCGUCGAUGAGUCCGAGUACCCCCAAUCCCCACUCGCCCUACCAGCAGCCCCAGAGUUCGCCCUACACGACGCCCCAGCAGACGCACCCAUCGCCGUAUCACGGCCAAUCGCCGUACCACCAGCAGCAGCACUCACCAUAUCAUCCGCAGGCGGGACAACAGCAGCAGGGGGGCUCCCAGUCCUCGCACAGUCCGGCGGCGCACCAGCAGGCGCACAGUCCGAUGCAAGGCAGCGUGGGAUCGCCCGCCUCCUCGGCAGCCACUCAACCUCCAACGCCGUUGGCACAAUCCCCAGCAGAGCAGCAGCAUUCGCCGUAUCAGCAGCCCGUGCUAUCGCCCUACCAGCAGCAGCAACAGCAACAGGUGGUGCAACCUCCUGUGAUUGGUGCUGCACCUGCGGUACAGCCAACGACAAGUGCAGUGGCCCCAACAGCUCUGGGAAACAAUGCGUAUGGAUCCACCCUCGAUGGCUACCAGCAGCAGCAGCAACGAUCGCUGUAUAAUCCAGCAACAUUGAUCAACCCCCUGCCCACUGCAGCGGCAGCUGUGUCCGCGGCGGCUUCCAUAACGAAACCGAAUAAUGAAUGGAGUUUGAAUCGGAGUCUGUUGCCUCCGAGUAUUACAAACAACGUGAAUCAGCAGGCAACGCAACAGCAACCACAAUUGCAGGGAGCGGCACAGCAUCAGCAGCAACAAUUGCAGACGACUGCGCAGCAACAAGUCCUGGGGCACCAACAUCAAAUGAAACCCAAGUAUCCAACCUACGCGCAAUAUCAAUCCACCAAUGCGGCAGCCAGUGCUGCAGCAGCAGCCGAUGCAGUAGACACGCAACAGCAGCAGCAGCAGCAGCAACAACAGCAGAAGAUUGUGCCCCCAACUUAUGGCAGUGACAUGGCAACAUUUAUGCAACAAAUUCAGCAGCCGCCAAAGACGGAGACGCUCAUCAAUCCGCUAAAGAGACCCGGGGAGGAGAUGGGAAUGGAUUUCAGUGGAAAUGCAACAAAUAAAAUGCCGAAAAUAGAUGACGCUGCGUCACAGCAGCAACAACCAUCGCCGGCACAGAUGCAACAGCAACAACAGACGCCGCCACAGAUGCAGCAGCAGACUCCAGCACAAAUGCAACAGCCGUCGCCAGCACAGAUGCAGCAGCAACAGCAGACUCCGCCACAGAUGCAGCAGCAGCAAACGCCGCCACAGAUGCAACAGCAGGUCCAGAACCACACGCAAUCUCUCCUGGCCAAGCAGCAGCAAAUGUUCAAUAGUUUCCUGGGCACCAUGACAUUUGGCAAACCAUUGGGCAACAUUGCGCCGGACAAGGCCUUUGAGAUGUACAAUCGAGCGGCAGCUAUGGGAUUCCCCAAGGAUUUUGGCAAGGACAACAGUUGUCAGCUGCAGCAACAGCAGCAGCAGCAACAAGCAACGCAACAGGCGAGCGGGAACAAGCCGCAGUCGAAUCAGCAACAAACGCAGCAGCCACAUUUGACGCAGCUGCAAACGCCGCAUAGUCAAAGCUACCAGCAACAACAGCAGCAGGCUCAAAAGCUGCCACUGCAACAGCAGCAGCAGCAGCACAACUACCAGCAGCAGCAGCAGCAAUCCCAAUUGAAUCACAAUUACCCGUCACAGCACCAGCAGCAGGCGACUGCGGAUAAACCACCAGUUACGCAGGCCGCUGGGGCAGCCGUCAGCGAUGCGAGCAAUAUGAUGCACCUCCCCUCGACCGCGCACCAGCAUCAUCUUAGCCAGACGCACCAUUUGGCGGCGUACAACAAGCCCACGCCGCCGCCACCGCAGACCUACAACAAUCCCCUGAUGCACAGCCUCCCAGAGUCGAUGCUGGGCUAUCCUGGAAACUACUUUGACAAGGCAAGGCCGCCGGCGGCUCAUAUGUUCAGUGCCUCGAGUGCGGCGGCCACAGCGUACGGUAAUCCCGCACAGCAGUUGCCAGGCAACUAUGUGCCCGGCAGCAACAAUCCCGCGCAGCAGCAGCAACAGCAACAUCAGGCUCCUGUCGCAGCGGCACCCGCGGAGGUCAAGGCACCGGCAAAGCGUGGCAGGAAGAAGAAGGCAGCCACCAUUGCUGCGGAGGCAGCGGCUGCGGCAGCCAAACAGCAGCAGCAGCAACAGGUGCAACAGCAACAAGUGCAGCAGCAGCAACAGGCGGCUGCCGCGCAGCAGCAAGCGCAACAACAGGCGGCGCAGCAACACCAGCAGACAAUGGCGCAAUACAACAUGCCACAGGCGACAGCAGCAGUCGCCUCGUCGGCAACCAACAGCCAGCUGCAAGCGCACGCGCAGGUUCUGCACCAGGGAUUCCAGCUCUAUGCAGGACUCAAAUCAGGAGGCGUUUCCUCGCCGGCAGCCAGCGCAGCGGCCACUCCCACAGCCGGGGGCGCGAAUGGAAGCAAUCAAACGGCGGCAGAUGCUGCAGCUAUUUCCCUCAAGACUUCCACAGGCGGCAUGGUGCCGGGCAGUGCCUUUAACUUUGCGCCCACACCGGGAGCCCUCGGCCUCUACGGCGACCAGUCGGCAGCUGCGGCUGCCAGCAGCUACUUGGAUCAAUUCCGAGAUGCCCCCAAUCCCUACUACAUGCCACCGGCACCAGCGCACAGCGGAGCGGGAGCGAAUGCGGCAGGGAAUGGUGCGGAUAAGACGCAGAAUCCACUGAACACGGCUGCCGGCUCGUAUCCCUUCCUGGCGGCCGCACAUCCAUCCACACGAGCGGCAGCCGCAGCAUAUCCCUUCGCGGAUCCAAAUUCUCAGCUGUAUCAACAGUAUCUGCGGCGAGAUGACUUCCACACGCGGAUGAUCUUCAACCAGAGUCUGCUCGGGGGACCAGCGGCGGCGGCAGCGGCUGCUGGCUAUGGCCAACCGCCUCCACCGCCGUCCGCCUAUCGAUCCGCGACGCUGGGCAUGCCCAAGCCGUAUGACAUAAACAGGCAGUCAUGGUUUUAGCAGUACGCCAGUGCCGCCAACGUGGAUCUCCAAGGGGACGACAUAACGGGGGCGGCAACUGGAUCAGCAACAGCGGCAGCAACGGCCACAGGAGCUGCCACGUCAGCGGCGGCAGGAGCCACACAGCUAUGAGAUUGCGAUGAGAUUUGACAGCAUAGUAGAACGGUUUCAAACAGGCAGAGAUUUCAUUGUGUGGUGCGAAAGAAGUCUGGGGCGUGAUUGUUUCUAAAUGAUAUUGUUUGAUAUUUAAGACUCGAAUUCCACUGCCCAAACUGAUCCCCACUCCCUUGACCCCAUCCUUUGUGCAAGUUUUCCUUUAGUUUUGACUGCAGUUGCGCCCUGGACCGAAUCGAACCGAAUCCUUGGCGAACCACGCCCCCCAAUUAGCCAGUUAGUUGGUCUUUUAGUUAGUAUUUAGUACUCGUCCUAAGCCUUUUCUUUAUGACAAUUAACUCGUACUAGGCUUAGCACUAAUUAGGCCUCUAAUUUUAUUUAAUUUAACUUAAUUUUUGUUUACUGCUUAACAAACAAACAAGCAAAAUGAUGAGAACGAUGGAAGAACCAAGCGGAGGAGGAGGAUAGAAAUUCAAAGAAUACCCCGACUAUAAUUAGUUUUUAGUUUAUUUCCACAGAAUUUACGAUUAAACGUGUAAAUUAUGAAUAUUAUUAUUGAUUACGUACUGUACUACUAUUACAAUGACUAUUAUCGAAGCAGGAAAAGGAUGAUCGUGCAGCGGGCAAUUUGUUGAAAUAUUUAUUAAUCGUAAAACUAAGCAAAAACUAAAAGAGAACCGCAAAAGCAGCAGCCGCAGCAGCCGCAGCAGCAGGCACACAACAGAACUAUCUACCGUAAAGGACACAUAACUUUUUUUUGGUUUGUAGAAAGCCAAGCAAAAAAUGUAUAAACUUUUGUUAAAUAUGAUAAGUAAGCCGUACACCCUAAAGCCCCCACAAAUAAACCAAUUCAAAACAGA
This is a messenger RNA of Drosophila miranda, 11355 nucleotides long. It is a transcript of the gene dikar, whose product is annotated as cat eye syndrome critical region protein 2. The record is from RefSeq and is a predicted model, not a curated record. The transcript is spliced from 10 exons. Gene Ontology annotation, cellular component: RSF complex; CERF complex. Gene Ontology annotation, molecular function: protein binding. Gene Ontology annotation, biological process: chromatin remodeling; regulation of DNA-templated transcription. Lineage: Eukaryota; Metazoa; Arthropoda; Insecta; Diptera; Drosophilidae. The coding region runs from base 251 to 10381 and encodes 3376 amino acids.